Molecule: messenger RNA, 522 nt
Organism: Merops nubicus (carmine bee-eater)
Lineage: Eukaryota; Metazoa; Chordata; Aves; Coraciiformes; Meropidae
Gene: IFT22
Product: intraflagellar transport 22
Exons: 4
Biological process (GO): intracellular protein transport
Cellular component (GO): endomembrane system
Molecular function (GO): GTPase activity
Source: RefSeq, a predicted model, not a curated record
UCCGGAAAAUCGGUGCUGGCAAACUUUGUUUCGGAGAGCAUCGAAGGGAUUGGCAGCUACAGCCCCACGCCGGGUCGCAGGAUCCUGGAGUAUGAGAACCCAAACUUGAACAGUAACAGCAAGGGAGCUGCGUGUCGAUUUGAGCUGUGGGAUUGCAGUGGUGAUCAGAAGUUUGAAACAUGCUGGCCAGCUCUGAUGAAGGACUCUCAUGGUGUGAUAAUAGUCUUCAAUCCUGAGCUGCAGGGUCACCUGAAGGAGAUUGAGAUGUGGUACUCCUGUUUUGUGCAGCAGCAGUCACUGCUGGACACUCAGUGUCUCCUGGUGGCACAUCACAAGCCAGGCAGUGCAGAGGACACAGAAAAUCUGGCCUUGGCCCACCCACUGAACAAGCUAAAACUGAUACACUCCAACUUAGAAGAAGAUCCUGAAGAUGUUCGGAUGGAAUUUAUGAAGUACUUCAGAAGCAUGAUCACCUUAAUAAAUGAGAGCAGAGAGAGGGAAGAAAUGUCAAUUAUCUCAUAA